GGCCACUUCCGAAUGGCAGCACUACUACUUCCGGGGCAGCGCAUCUGUGGCUGAGCUUGCAGCGUUGCCCGUGGCUCCGGAAGCGGCUGUCUCGGUCUCCAGGCGACCCUCCGCCCGCGAUCCCCCCCACCUGCCUUCGCCGCCCCUCGGGGACGGUAGCGACGGCGGCGCCCGCCCGGCCCCAGGUAGAGAAGACUGUGGUUCAGCAUGGAUCAAAGAAGAUAGUAGGGGAAGGCAGCAGAACGUGGGAUAGGAUGGCUUUCUUGGACAACCCGACCAUUAUCCUGGCUCACAUCCGACAGUCGCAUGUGACCAGCGAUGACACGGGAAUGUGCGAAAUGGUCCUCAUUGACCACGAUGUCGACCUGGAGAGAUUCCAGCCAGUUUCAGCCAACGGGGACGGCAGCUCAGAAAAACAAGGCAGCAAUGGCGAGCCUCAGGGUUACGUGUAUUCUCAGUCAGUGGACAUUACCUCAAGCUGGGACUUUGGCAUUCGAAGGCGCUCCAAUACAGCUCAGAGACUCGAACGAUUAAGGAAAGAGAGGCAAAAUCAGAUCAAAUGCAGAAAUGUGCAAUGGAAAGAGAGAAAUACAUCCUAUUCUGCUGAGGAGCUGAGCCUUCUCUUUGAGAAGAAGAACUUCAAGUUAAAGCCUCCCCAUGCUGCUGCGAAGCCAUCAAUCCUCUCAGUCCGACUGGAACAGUGUCCCUUGCAGUUGAACAAUCCAUUCAAUGAAUACUCCAAGUUCGAUGGCAAGGGUCACAUUGGCACUACCGCAACAAAAAUAAUUGAUGUCUACCUCCCACUACAUGCCAACCAGGACAAGUUGCAACCCAUGACUGUGGUGACGAUUGCCAAUGCCAAGGUGCACGACUUGAUCGGUCUUAUCUGCUGGCAGUACACAAGCGAAGGACGGGAACCCAAGUUGAAUGACAACGUCAGUGCUUACUGCCUCCAUAUUGCUGAAGAUGAUGGUGAAGUUGACACAGAUUUCCCACCCUUGGAUUGCAAUGAACCCAUUCACAAGUUUGGCUUCAGUACUUUGGCCUUGGUCGAGAAGUAUUCAUCGCCCGGCUUGGUGGCCAAGCAGUCCCUUUUUGUCCGAAUAAACGCCGCGCACGGAUUCUCCCUGAUCCAGGUGGAGAGCAUGAAGGUCACCAUGAAGGAUAUUUUGCAAAAGGCUUUGAAGCGAAGAAAAGGGUCACAGCGAGGCUCAGGGCCUCAAUACCGCCUGGAGAAGCAAAGCGAGCCAAACGUUCCCGUUGACUUAGACUGUACGUUGGAGAGCCAGAACACGCUGGAAUUCUGCCUCGUCCGCGAGAAUAGCUCGAGAGGCGAGGAGAUCUCAGAGGAGGAUCCGCAGAUCGACAUCGCAACAGUCCAAGACAUGCUGAGCAGCCGUCACUACAAGUCUUUCAAGGUCAGCAUGAUCCACAGACUCCGGUUCACCACGGACGUCCAGUUAGGUAUUUCAGGGGACAAGGUGGAGGUGGAUCCUGUGACCAAUCAGAAAGCCAGCACAAAGUUCUGGAUUAAGCAGAAGCCGAUCUCCAUUGAUUCUGAGCUCCUCUGCACUUGCGAUCUUGCUGAAGAAAAGAGCCCAAGUCACGCAAUAUUUAAGCUCACCUAUCUAAGCAACCAUGACUACAAGCAUCUCUACUUUGAGUCGGACGCUGCCACUGUCAACGAGAUUGUGCUGAAGGUGAACUACAUCCUCGAAUCUCGUGCGAGCACAGCCCGAGCAGAUUACCUGGCCCAGAAGCAAAGGAAACUGAGUCGCAGGACCAGCUUCAGCUUCCAGAAGGAGAAGAAAAUAGGACAGCAGUAAAGGCUAGGCUGGCCUGGAGCCAAACUGAAGAGACACUGUCUGCUCAGGGCCGAGCAGGAGAUGCCCUCAGUUGCCUGGGACAGGAAGGGGUUCUGGCAUUCUGGUUGCUAGCCGCCAACCAGAGUUGCGAAUGUUCUUUUUACAGAUCAGCAUGACAAGGCCAAUUCUGGCCACGGGCGUCGUCCUUUGAUGGAAACCAAGAGCCAUAUCAACCCGAGGGAGGACGGGCUGCUUUCAAGGCCUCCAGGAAGGGGCCUGUCUAGGCUUGAUGUCACACUUGAUUUUUUUUUUGGAGUUGGUUUGUUUUUCUAGAACUCUUUCUUCUCUAGAGUCGGUGGGAAAGCCGCCGCGGGCUGGCCAGGCAAUCUACAAGGAGCCCAGACAGAGGCUGAACCCUGACGGGGCCUCGAUCUGUAUCACCCCCCUCCCCGCCUUCUCAGACACAUCCCCCCCCUCCCCAAGCAUGAUCACUGGCGAUGUGAUCAAAUUUCUUUUGGGGGGGAGGGGAAAAAACCCUCCACCAAGCCAACUUGUAGGACAAAUGUACCCCUUUUUACUACUAAUAAAUUCCUUAUACUCUUUCUCAA
Candoia aspera is the source of this 2413-nucleotide messenger RNA. RefSeq names its product MAPK associated protein 1 (gene MAPKAP1). Gene Ontology annotation, cellular component: TORC2 complex; cytoplasm; plasma membrane. Lineage: Eukaryota; Metazoa; Chordata; Lepidosauria; Squamata; Candoiidae. The record is from RefSeq and is a predicted model, not a curated record. Gene Ontology annotation, biological process: TORC2 signaling. Bases 255 to 1826 code for a protein of 523 amino acids. The transcript has 12 exons. Gene Ontology annotation, molecular function: phosphatidylinositol-4,5-bisphosphate binding.